Monoraphidium neglectum is the source of this 756-nucleotide messenger RNA. RefSeq lists its product as hypothetical. The record is from RefSeq and is a predicted model, not a curated record. Lineage: Eukaryota; Viridiplantae; Chlorophyta; Chlorophyceae; Sphaeropleales; Selenastraceae. Bases 1 to 756 code for a protein of 251 amino acids. The transcript has 3 exons.
AUGUCGCCUUCAGUGCCCGUCCAGAAUCGGGCCACCUCAGCCCCCUGCGCGCCCCAGCGGCAGUGGCGCCACGUGCUGACGCGUUUCCUCGUGCCAGCCACGGCAUGGCGCGACGCAGCGGCCGGCGCCCUCGCGCCCCGGUGGGCGCCUGACGUGCGCUCGCACGCGCUCAGCCGCGACUCAGCGGGUGCGGUCAGCGCGCUGGAGCAGCAGCAGCGGCAGCCACAGCAAGGGCGUCCCGCGCCAAACGGCAGCGGUGGUGACGUCGGCGCCAACUUGUCGGGGGUCUGGGGAAAGGACGAGCGGCGCAGCGAUCUCGCGGCAUUCGAACGGUCACUCGACCUCCUGGGGAUCAACGGGGUCCAGCGCGUCACCGCCAAGCUGAUUGACGGGAUCGAGAUCCGGCAAGACGCGGCGGCGCUGACAGUGAGCUUCCUGACGGUUGUGCCGUUUUUUAAGGUUACAGAGCGCUUCCCAUUCAUGUCGAAGACGACGAUGGGGCGGCGGGACCUGCGGAAAGGCCGCCAGGAGGCGACCGCGCGCCGCACGGAGGGCGGCGCGCGCGUGGAGAUGAAGUGGGGGGAGCCGCUGGCAGGCUCUCUGGUAGAGGACUACACCCUGCUGCCCGACGGCGCCAUGCGGGUCCGCGCGACGACGACGGUCGGCGGCCGCAGCGUCACGGCAGACUCUGUUUACACCCGGUCAGGCCAGAGCAAGGAGGAGCUGCUUGCCCAGCGGAGGAAGGAGCGGCGCUAG